AUGGCUGAUACCGAAAAGGCGCCGCAGCCGCAACCACAACAGCAGCAGCAGCAGCAAGACCAAGCAUCUCAACCGCAACCGGCUAAAGCCGCUAAACAAAAGCAGGUCAUUGCUGAAAAGGUUUCGGGCACUGUCAAAUGGUUUAACGUCAAGAGUGGAUAUGGUUUCAUCAAUAGGAAUGACACAAAGGAGGAUGUGUUCGUGCAUCAAACAGCGAUCGCUCGGAACAACCCGCGCAAGGCUGUGCGCUCGGUGGGCGACGGUGAGGCGGUGGAGUUUGCCGUGCUGACAAACGCCGCGGCUUCCCCCGCCAAUACUACCCCCGUCAAGGCGGCGGACGCGGCGGUGAGGGCGCUCCACGCAGGGGAGGCAUGGGACGUCGCGGGCCCAUGGCCAUCCAGGGGGGGCGCGCAGGGGGAUGAAGGGCAAGAAGGGGGGCGCCACCACAGCGAAGCUACUUCCGGCGCAACUUCCGCGGCGGGCGACGUGGAGGUGGUCCAGGGCCCAUGA
Molecule: messenger RNA, 510 nt
Organism: Parnassius apollo (apollo)
Lineage: Eukaryota; Metazoa; Arthropoda; Insecta; Lepidoptera; Papilionidae
Source: the annotation of a GenBank genome assembly